AUGACGGAGGACACCAACAGAGGAUUAGAAUCUGGCUUCUCGGGAGCCACCUAUCGUCGCAUUCUCUUUGACAUAUCUGCAAAACCCAAGGAGAAAGCAGCUGCUGCUGCUGCAGCUGCUUCUUCUACUGCUGCAGCUGCAGCUGCUGCUGCAGCUGCUGCAGCUGCUGCUGCUGCAGCUGCUUCUUCUACUGCUGCAGCUGCAGCUGCUGCUGCAGCUGCUGCUGCUGCUGCUGCUGCAGCUGCUUCUUCUACUGCUGCAGCUGCAGCUGCUGCUGCAGCUGCUGCUACUGUUACUGCUGUUGUUGCUGCUACUGCUGCUGCUGCUACUGCUGUUUCUGCUUCUACAACUACUGCUACUGCUUACUGCUUCUACUGUUAG
This is a messenger RNA of Humulus lupulus (European hop), 381 nucleotides long. RefSeq lists its product as uncharacterized. The transcript is spliced from 6 exons. The coding region runs from base 1 to 381 and encodes 126 amino acids. The record is from RefSeq and is a predicted model, not a curated record. Gene Ontology annotation, molecular function: ice binding. Lineage: Eukaryota; Viridiplantae; Streptophyta; Magnoliopsida; Rosales; Cannabaceae.